Molecule: messenger RNA, 2124 nt
Organism: Penicillium manginii
Lineage: Eukaryota; Fungi; Ascomycota; Eurotiomycetes; Eurotiales; Aspergillaceae
Exons: 4
Coding region: 1-2124 (707 amino acids)
Source: RefSeq, a predicted model, not a curated record
AUGUCGGAAAAGCAAGAUAAGCGUCGCUCCAUUGUGGAGGACGUGCCGAUCCCUAAACAUCUUUUCUCGACUGCCAAGUUCAAUUCACCAUGGGAGAAGGUCAAAUGGGAGAAGUCCCUUCCUAAAAAUGACCGUGUCCAACGCAGCCUUUCAACUUCACUCAAUCGGAAAGAUAAGAGCGGUCUCAAUCGCUCAUCGAGUCUUUCGGCCUUGAAGAUCUCCAGGCCGCGUCGCACCACCACCCGGCCACUCACCAACCCACCCGCAUUGAUAGGUAUGUACUGGGAAGAGAAUUUGAAGAGCCCCAACUCUUUGAAACCUCUAAAUUCCGAUUCAGAAGAUGAGCCCAUCACGCCAGUCAAGCAAGCGGCUUUCAGUCCUACGCAACUCAGCCGAGUCAGCUCUCGCACUGAGGAUAGCCAGGAAAGUCACGCAAGUCAUCAAAGUAGUAUGCACGAUGCCUAUGAAAAAGCAAAAUUGAGAGGAGUCGCAAUCCAGAGAAAGUAUUGGGUCCGACUCCUAUUCGAGUGGGGACUAUACCUUCUUCUUGUUCUUUUCGUCUACUUCGUCCUUAUCGGCGUACCCUUAUGGAAUGGCGCUGUCUGGUGGCUCUACUGGGUUGUGAGAAAUAAGUUUGUUAUCCAAGGAGGCUUUGCUAUUACUAUCGGCUUAGCUGCACUAUACGCCUUUUUGCCUCUGUUAAUUCUAUUCGACAAAGACCCGCCACCCAAGGAGAUGACCGAGAACUUCGACCUGGAACGAAACUCCUCGAAUGCCAAAUCGACAGCCUUGCUCAUCCCCUGCUAUAAAUCAGCAAAUAUCAUCGGCCCAACCCUCAAAGCAGCUCUGGAAAUAUUCCCACCGGAGAAUAUUUUUGUCAUCGCCAAUGGAAAUUCGGAAACACCUUUGGAUAAUACGGAGGAGGUAUGCAAGCCCUUUGGUGUUAAUCACAUUUGGGUGCCUGUCGGGUCGAAAAUCGUGGCGCAAUUCGCUGGCUGCUACGCUGCGGAUGAGUUCGAAAAUGUUCUUCUGAUUGAUGAUGACUGCGCAUUGCCUCCCAAUUUCCCUAUCGUUAGCGACCAAAUUAAGGGAAGAGUUCAAUGCGUCGGAUACACGAUCAAGAGUGUCGGUCCAGAAUCGUCAAAGGGUACAUGGUGCCAGCAAGCUCAGGACCUGGAGUACAAGAUGUCUGGGCUGCAGCGUGCUUUCUUUGGUAAACUUGGCAGCGCGACAUUCCCCCACGGCGCAAUCUCAAUUUGGAACACGGAAUUUCUCAAGCAGACUUUCAACGAGCACCCCGGUUUCUCUGUUUCGGAAGAUUGGUUCUUCGGGGAUAGUUGCCGCCGUCUCGGAGGUCGUAUUACCAUGUGCUCGGCUGUUUUUGUUGAAACUGAGACUCCAGCCUCUGUGUUCUUCAGUGGCAGUGGCAGCCGCGGUGGAUUCGGUGAGAUGACAAUCUUCCAGCAAAGGUUUAAGCGUUGGAACUUCUUUUUUGUCAUUGGAAUGUACUAUGACCUGAAGUACAUUUUCACAAGCUGGAAGCUGGGGUGGUGGGAGUUCGGAGCCAAGCUCUGUGUUUUCCAAGAGGUCUAUGAAACACUAAUCUACCUCCUCGCGCCCUUCGUCCUUCCGAUAUCCUUCAUCGUCCGCCCCGAGUUUUGCGGCAUUCUUCUCGGUGCCACUAUCGGCAUGUAUAUCGUCAAUGUCAUAAUCUUCAACGAGAUCCAUUUGCGGCUGAAGAAAGAGCGCAUCAGUUGGACUGUUCUACUAUUUUACUACACAAUUUACAAGAUCGCACUGACAAUUAUCAACGUCGUCAGUUGCUACUGGUCUUUGUACAAAUAUGCUCGUUACUUUGCCAUGCGUCACCCGAAGGUUAUCGAAGACGAACAGGCUAUUGGAGUUGUUCUCAGUCUCGAGAAAGACUUGAAUCAAUCUACUACGUCUCUCGUUGAGACUGGAAAUCAACCUGCCAGUGAAAUCCGACCUGCCAGUGAAAAUCGACCUGCCACUGGCAAGAGCCUAAAGAGGUUGACUUUGACUCGGGUCAAAGCGGACCAGGCAGCGCUGGCUACAUUCGGGCCGUUGGAAACAUACCAAGAUUCACCCAGAUCGCCGUCAUAA